Messenger RNA from Miscanthus lutarioriparius, 939 nucleotides. Lineage: Eukaryota; Viridiplantae; Streptophyta; Magnoliopsida; Poales; Poaceae. The record is from the annotation of a GenBank genome assembly.
AUGGCGGCAGCCGGGGACAGCGGCCGCCUCCUCUGCGUGACGGGCGCCAGCGGCUUCAUUGGCUCCUGGCUCGUCCGCUGCCUCCUUGACCGCGGCUACACCGUCCACGCCACCGUCAAGAACCUCCAAGAUGAGGGCGAGACGAAGCACUUGCAGGCCAUGGGCGGCGCCGACACGCGUCUCCGGCUGUUCCAGAUGGACCUCGUCGACCCUGCUUCCGUUCGGCCAGCGAUCCAAGGCGCCCAUGGUGUCUUCCACCUGGCGUCUCCUAUGAUACUGCAGGCAGAAGAUCCAGAGAAGGAGCUGCUGGAACCUGCGGUGAAGGGAACCCUCAACGUUCUGCGUGCCGCUAAAGAUUGUGGAGUCGGCCGCGUUGUGCUCAUGUCGUCACAGGCGGCUAUGGUGCCGAAUCCCAACUGGCCUGCGGGCAAGGUCAUAGAUGAUGAUUCUUGGGCCGACGUUGAGCUGCUCAAGAAGCUUCAGAUUUGGUACAGCGUAUCCAAAACACUGGCAGAGAGAGCCGCAUGGGACUUUGCCGAGAAGGAGGGGUUGCAGAUAGCUGUGCUCAAUCCAGGGAUGGUAUUGGGCCCAAUGUUAACACCAUCAGUUAACACCAGUCUGCGUCUGUUGCUGCAAAUUCUGGGAGGUCAGUCAAUCACUGUCUCUUGUUGUGUUGCAAAUCUGCAAAACAUGAAUAUUUAUAUAUGCUCUCAUGGUACGAAGUAUCUAAAGAGUGCAAACUACCCAGGCGAGAGGCUUGACUUGGACGACAUCUACAUGGGCUGUGUUGAUGUGAGAGACGUCGCGCACUCUCUCAUAAUGUUGUACGAGAACCCAUCAGCACAAGGACGCCACUUAUGCAUCGAAUCCGUUGAACGCCUGGUUGAUUUGGCCAAUAAGAUUGCUGAUCUUUACCCUGAACAUCCGGUUCAGAGGUGA